AUGAAUGAAGGAAAUCGGAGUUGGGCAUCUGGGGCGGUUCCCUCGACUCCAUAUAAAGAUCGUGCAAAAUAUUUGUCAACAACUGGUUUCUUUCCAGAAACAUUAGAAAUUCAUUGGCUAUCUGUUAUUAAUUCAAUGGUAUUAGUAUUUUUAUUAAUCGGUUUUGUCAUCAUUAUACUGUCUCGCAUAUUGAAACAUGAUUUUAAUCAUAUGAAUGAUGAUGAAGGAGACGAAAAUCCAGAAGAAGAAAAUGGAUGGAAAAUUAUUCAUACCGAUGUAUUUCGAUUUCCAAAUCACCGAGCAUUAUUCUGUUCCAUAUUGGGCGUUGGUAGUCAAUUUUUAUCAAUAUUUACUGGUAUAUUAAUAUUUGCUGUAUGUGGAAUGUUUACUGUUCAUCGUCAUGGAUCACUUAUGGCAUCAGGAGUUAUUUUGUAUGCCUUUACAUCGUGUGUAGCAGGUUAUAUGUCUGGAAGAAUGUAUCGACAAUUACAAGGUGAACAUUGGGUAUGGAAUAUUAUAUUGACGGCCAGUUUAUUUACAGUUCCAUUUUUUUUAAUAUGGUUUAUAAUAAAUUCAUUUGCAUGGGCCUAUGGCACUACACAAGCUCUACCGUAUACAACUGUACUUAUUUUAGCAUUUAUGUGGCUAUUUGUUGGUUUUCCGUUGACUGUCCUUGGUGGAAUAUUUGGUAAAAAUUGGGCUGCAAAUUUUGAUGCUCCAUGUCGUACAAAAAAUAUUGCACGUGAAAUACCUCAGGUAGCUUGGUAUCGUUCAUCACUUGUUCGAAUGUUAGUCGGUGGUUUUCUACCAUUUUCGGCCAUAUCCGUUGAAUUAUAUUACAUUUUUUCAACAUUUUGGGGACGUGAACAAUACACACUCUAUGGAAUAUUAAUGAUUGUCUUUAUUAUCUUAUUAUCAGUUACAGCAUGUAUUUCAAUAGCUCUCACCUAUUUUCAAUUAGCAGCAGAAGAUUAUAGAUGGUGGUGGAGAUCAAUUAUUACAUCAGGAUCAACUGGUGCAUUUGUAUUUUUUUAUGCCGUCUUCUUCUAUUUUAAUCGUAGUAAAAUGAAUGGUACAUUACAAACGAUGCAAUUUUUUGGUUAUACUCUAAUUGCAUGUUACGUAUUCUUCUUAAUGUUAGGAACAGUUGGCUUCUUUGCUUCAUUAAGAUUUAUUCGUUAUAUUUAUGUUAAUAUUAAAAUGGAUUAA
Messenger RNA from Didymodactylos carnosus, 1209 nucleotides. Lineage: Eukaryota; Metazoa; Rotifera; Eurotatoria; Philodinida; Philodinidae. The record is from the annotation of a GenBank genome assembly.